Camellia sinensis is the source of this 1156-nucleotide messenger RNA. The record is from RefSeq and is a predicted model, not a curated record. Lineage: Eukaryota; Viridiplantae; Streptophyta; Magnoliopsida; Ericales; Theaceae.
GAGUCACUUUCUAAAUGUCUCAAAUAGUGAUGGAUAAUCAAAUUGAGCAAUUUUUUAUUCUGAUACUUUCUUGAUGAUAAUAUUGAGAACUGAAAAUUUACUGAUUCCUUCUGUUAUGCAUAUGUAUAAAGCUAUAAGUUUCUAGUCAGUGCCUGGUAAUGUUUUUGUUAACUUGAUGAGGCCUUUCUUGAGGAAUGCAGAGGCAACUGUUCCAUUAUCUUGGGCUACGAGAAUGAUGAUUGCUCUUGGAGCUGCAAAAGGGCUUGCUUUCCUUCACAAUGCUGAAAGGCCUGUUAUCUAUCGAGACUUCAAGACAUCUAAUAUAUUAUUGGACUCUGAUUAUACAGCCAAGCUUUCUGAUUUUGGGCUUGCAAAAGCUGGGCCACAAGGUGAUGAGACCCAUGUAUCCACUCGGGUAAUGGGUACCUAUGGUUAUGCUGCUCCUGAAUAUGUAAUGACUGGACACCUAACCGCCAGGAGUGAUGUGUACAGCUUUGGAGUCGUUCUUCUAGAGCUGUUGACGGGAAGGAAAUCCGUUGACAAGACAAGGCCAAGCAGGGAACAAAGCUUGGUGGAUUGGGCUCGGCCAAAACUGAACGACAAGAGAAAAUUAUUACAAAUAAUAGAUCCCAGAUUAGAGAACCAGUACUCGGUAAGGGCAGCUCAAAAAGCGUGCAGCUUGGCAUACUACUGCCUAAGCCAAAACCCGAAAGCAAGGCCCUUGAUGAGUGAUGUGGUUGAAACUUUAGAGCCUCUGCAAAGCGCUAGUGUUGGUGCAAAUGCAAAUGUAGUUUCACUAUCAUCAUCGUCAACUCUUGGUGCUACACUUGCCAUGCCGGCAAUCCCUGAUUACCGAAUGCAAAUGCAUCACGGUUUCGCUGGCAAUGUUGGUGCCAGGGCCGUUUGUCGUUCUCCCAACCCUAAUUGUUCUCCAGGUGGUCCUGCAGCGUGUCGGGUUAGAUGAGAAAUGUUACAUGUUUGUGUUCUCUGUGUUUUAUUGUGUUCAAAGUGAUGUAAUUUGCUUGCUAAAACAUGGGUGCAAUCUGCCACUUGGUGUAAAUGGUAAUGAUGAUCCCACUGAGCCUGUUGUCAAUUAUUUUGGUGCUGACAAUGCUUAUUUUCAAUAUUGUGUGGGCUUCUUUGUUAGUUGAAAUUA